AUGAAGUUGUUCGGAACAACUCCGACUGAUAUCUCUCCAAUUCCGAGUCCAGAUAAUGAGAGAUCGGGAAGCUUCAAGUCAAGAUUCUUCAAUCAUUAUAUGAAUAAUCAGAAAAGGGAGCACAAAUCAAGUCAUGGCGAAACAAGCUGGUGCUUUUCACAAGUCAAAGGCGCUUUAAAUGAUGAUAUUACCGAUGCCGAUGUUAUUUCAUGCGUAGAAUUUAAUCAUGAUGGUGACUUAUUGGCAACGGGUGAUAAAGGUGGACGAGUUGUUAUUUUUCAAAGAGAUCCAAACUCAAAAGCUGCAAACCCACGUCGCGGUGAAUUCAACGUUUAUAGCACCUUUCAAUCGCACGAACCCGAAUUCGAUUACCUAAAGUCACUGGAGAUUGAGGAGAAAAUUAAUAAAAUUCGAUGGCUUAAGCGUAAGAAUCAGGCACACUUCCUAUUGUCAACAAAUGAUAAAACAAUAAAGCUCUGGAAGGUGUCGGAGCGCGACAAAUGUAUAGAAGGCUAUAAUACAAAGGAGGAGACUGGACGUGUUAGGGAGCCGAAUCAAGUUACAUCAUUACGUGUGCCAUCAAUUAAGCCGAUGGAUUUGAUGGUUGAAGCAACACCGCGUCGUGUCUUCGCAAAUGCUCACACCUAUCAUAUUAAUUCAAUUUCAGUCAAUUCUGAUCAAGAGACAUAUCUCUCAGCGGAUGACUUAAGAAUUAAUUUGUGGAAUCUAGAAAUAACAAAUCAAUCAUUCAAUAUUGUUGAUAUAAAGCCAUCAAAUAUGGAGGAAUUAACGGAAGUAAUAACAGCAGCUGAAUUUCAUCCUCGUGAUUGCAAUUUAUUUGUAUAUUCAAGUAGCAAAGGUACAAUUCGUUUAUGUGACAUGAGAUCGUCUGCAUUAUGCGAUCAACAUGCAAAACUCUUUGAAGAGCCUGAAGAUAAUGAAAUGAACAAUAAGAGCUUCUUUCGUGAGAUUAUCAGUUCGAUAAGUGAUGUUAAGAUGAGUAAUUCUGGACGUUACAUGAUGUCAAGGGACUAUUUAAGUAUUAAAGUUUGGGAUCUACAUAUGGAAACGAAACCGGUCGAGACUUAUUCGGUUCAUGAAUACUUGCGAACCAAAUUGUGUUCGCUGUACGAAAACGAUUGCAUUUUUGAUAAGUUUGAAUGUUGUUGGAACGGUAACGAUACAUCAAUAAUGACGGGCAGUUACAACAAUUUCUUCCGUGUCUUCGAUCGCAAUACAAAGAAGGAUUUAACGAUGGAGGCAUCGAAGGACAUAAUUAAGCCGAAAACUGUUCUUAAACCUCGUAAAGUAUAUACAGGCAAUAAGAGAAAAAAGGACGAGAUUAGUGUCGACUGUUUGGACUUUAAUAAGAAAAUUCUUCACACAGCUUGGCAUCCACUUGAGAAUAUUCUUGCUGUGGCCGCAACAAAUAAUUUAUUCAUAUUUCAAGAUAAGUUUUAG
Molecule: messenger RNA, 1461 nt
Organism: Chironomus riparius
Lineage: Eukaryota; Metazoa; Arthropoda; Insecta; Diptera; Chironomidae
Source: the annotation of a GenBank genome assembly